CGUGCUUAUUUAUAAAUCAGUUAUCGAACUGUUUUAUAGCUAUCAGUCCUGCUUUAAUACUUAUUUAAAACUAGAAAUCUGAAAUGAAAAACUUCGUAAUAGUUACUUUGGUAGUGUUAGCAGUAACAGUUUACGGACGCCGACGACCGUUCGUCAUGGACGAGCAAUGGGUGUGCGGUAUAAAGAAAUCGUGUGUAGAUUGUUUGCGGUUGCCCCACUGUUCCUGGUGUGAAGCUGAGAGUACAUGUUUUUCAAAGAAUCUGCCCUUAUUCGAAGACUUUUGCGCGGACAAUGCCAUGCAUUAUGUGGACCACGGACUGAAUUUAGAAGAUAACGCCAAGUGUACAUGUAGCAGCUCGGAGAUAGAGAACAACUGCUACCAACCAGGAGUGUACGAUGGCGCGGAGUGCUCCAACCGAGGGACUUGUCAGUGUGGUCGGUGCGUGUGUGACUCCCCGGCUGACCCUGAUCACCCGACUAAAACGAUAGUGGGGGAGUACUGUGAGUUCGACAACUUCUCCUGCGAUGGGCCGCGGUGUAACGAAGGACCCUACUACAUCCACCAGACGUACGAUGACGAUAUGGAGUGACGUCAACAAGAGAAAGUAAGCCUUACCUUAAACAGGUGAAUAGGAUUAGGUGGAAACGAAGAGUCUAGGAUUUUAGUCUUUUAGUAUAGAUAUUGUCGAAUUCUUUGAUUAAAGAAAGCAAUUAUAA
This is a messenger RNA of Pectinophora gossypiella (pink bollworm), 717 nucleotides long. Its product is annotated as integrin beta-like protein 1. NCBI's taxonomy places the organism in Eukaryota, Metazoa, Arthropoda, Insecta, Lepidoptera, Gelechiidae. Bases 84 to 590 code for a protein of 168 amino acids. The transcript is spliced from 3 exons. The record is from RefSeq and is a predicted model, not a curated record.